UUAGUAUGCAGUUGAUGUUUGAGGAGACGGAAUAUAAUGAAAAUACUUAUAGUUGUUUGACUCUAUUACAGUGUUAACUUGUGUACCAAAAAGUGAUUAGUAUUAAUUUAUCGUUAAAGCUAGUCUGAAUUCUGUGGUUUACAUUAACAUGACAAUUGGUGAUUAUUCAAAUUUAUAGUAUGUUAUAUAGUAAUGAAAUGUCAAAUUAAAAUAGUGUUAAAUGUUUUUAUAUGGAUUACUUAAAGAGUGACCAGAUUAACAUUUUGUUCUGAUUGGUUGAUGAUAUAUAUUGGCAGGUGACUAAUUUUAUUGGAUUACAGUUUGGUGUGUGGUAAAGGUGUGAAAAUACCUAUAAAGUGACAAUGCCAAUUUAAAGUGGUUCAACAUUGCCUAAACUGAACAGUUUCAACUAUGGUGACUUGUCUUUGAAAAGUUUGAGUGAAUGUUUUUAGCAGAGCCAAUUUGAGCUUGCCAUAUCUGUGAUUCUGUGACCUGUGUACAUCGACAAUGAGUGGAUACAACAUGAAUCAACAAGGAUCAACUCGGGCCAUGAACCCAGGGUACAUGGACCUUUCGGAGAUGCCUAUGGACAACAAGCACCAGCAGACGAUGAUGUGGCAGCAGAACCAGUACAUGGCUGACUCUGGUAUCCAGUCAGGGGCUACAACUCAGGCGCCGUCCCUGAGCGGGAAGAGCCAUGUAGACGACCUUGAUGAGCCGGACCAGAACAUGGACACCGGGCGCAUGAUGUUCAACUGGAACGACCAGGGCAUGGGGCAGGGCUUCACACAGGAACAGGUUGACGACAUGAAUCAGCACCUGAACCAGACACGCUCCCACCGUGUCCGGGAGGCGAUGUUCCCGGAGACUCUCGAGGAGGGGCUCCAGAUUCCAAGCACCCAGAUCCACCCAGAUCAGCCAACUGCCGUGCAGAGGCUUGCAGAGCCCUCCCAGAUGCUUAAACACGCCGUUGUGAACCUGAUCAACUACCAGGACGACGCAGAUCUCGCCACGAGAGCAAUUCCCGAGCUUACCAAGCUCCUCUGCGAUGAUGAUCAAGUCGUAGUUAGCCAGGCCGCCAUGAUGGUUCAUCAGCUCUCCAAAAAGGAGGCCAGCAGGGCGGCGAUCAUGAACUCACCACAGAUGGUGGCAGCGCUCGUGCGAGCCAUGAGCAACACGAACGAUACCGAGACCACACGCUGUGCUGCGGGUACCCUUCACAACCUGUCCCACCACAGACAGGGGCUCUUGGCCAUAUUCAAGUCAGGGGGCAUCCCGGCUUUAGUCAAGCUGUUGAGCUCGCCAGUGGAGUCUGUGUUGUUCUAUGCCAUCACAACGCUCCACAACCUCCUGUUGCACCAAGAUGGCUCCAAAAUGGCGGUACGCCUGGCGGGGGGCCUACAGAAGAUGGUGGCCCUGCUGCAGAGGAACAACGUCAAGUUCCUCGCAAUCACCACCGACUGCCUGCAGAUUCUUGCCUACGGCAACCAGGAAAGCAAGCUGAUUAUCCUGGCUAGUGGUGGCCCAAGCGAGCUGGUACGACUUAUGCGCUCGUACACAUACGAGAAGUUGCUAUGGACAACGUCUCGUGUCCUCAAGGUGCUCUCUGUGUGCCCUAGCAACAAGCCAGCCGUCGUUGAGGCUGGUGGCAUGCAGGCCCUUGCCAACCAUCUGGGUCAUGGAAGCCAGCGCCUUGUGCAGAACUGUCUCUGGACUCUGAGAAACUUGUCUGAUGCUGCUACCAAAUGUGACAGCAUUGAGACCCUGCUACAGAUGCUGGUGCAGCUCCUUUCGUCCAACGACAUCAACGUGGUGACCUGCGCAGCGGGCAUCCUCUCCAAUCUCACCUGCAACAACAUGCGAAACAAGAUGAUCGUGUGCCAGGUGGGAGGUAUUGAGGCCCUCGUGCGCACCAUCCUGCAGGCUGGGGACCGGGAGGACAUCACUGAACCUGCUGUAUGUGCCUUACGUCACCUGACCUCGCGCCACCAUGACGCGGAGAUGGCCCAGAAUGCAGUACGACUCCACUAUGGCCUGCCUGUGCUUGUGAAACUUCUUCACCCACCCAGCAGGUGGCCACUCAUCAAGGCGGUUGUGGGUCUGAUCCGCAACCUGGCGCUGUGCACAGCCAACCAUGCCCCCCUGAGGGAGCACGGCGCACUGCCCAGGAUCGUGCAGCUUAUGAUCAGGGCACACCAGGAUACACAGAGGCGUGCCUCAAUCAGUUCAAACGGCCAGGGUUCAGGCUACGUGGACGGUGUCCGAAUGGAGGAGAUAGUAGAGGGAACUGUCGGCGCCCUGCACAUCCUCGCGCGCGAGGCACACAACCGCGCAGUCAUCAGGAGCCUCAACUGCAUACCCUUGUUUGUACAGCUCCUGUACUCACCUGUUGAGAACAUCCAGCGUGUUGCUGCAGGCGUUCUGUGUGAGCUGGCAUCCGACAAGGAGGGCGCUGAACUGAUAGAGCAGGAGGGCGCCACCGCACCGCUCACUGAGCUGCUCCACUCAAGGAACGAGGGAGUUGCAACAUACGCUGCUGCAGUGUUGUUCAGGAUGUCAGAAGACAAGCCACAGGACUACAAGAAGCGUCUCUCUGUCGAGCUCACCAGCUCCCUCUUCCGAGGGGAUCAGAACAUGCCAUGGGCUGAGCCGCCCGGUUUCGAUGACGUUGGGUUUGGUCAGGACGAGUUCAGCCGACCCAGUGAGCAGCAGAUGUACCAGGGGUCACAUGGGGGCUCCCAGCAUGACAUGAGCAGGGGUUUUGAUGACCAGCUGCCAAUCAACUCCAUGCAGGGCCUUGACCUUGGUAGCCAGGGUAACCAGUACAUGGACGACCUCAACAUCGGCCCCAGCGGCGACCUCAGCUUCCCUAGCAUGGGCCCUGGGCCCCACGGCAUGCCCCACCCCCAGCAGGGGGGAGACAACUCGGGGCCCAUGCCUGGACAGCAGUGGUUCGAUACGGAUCUGUAGACAACUGGCUCCUCGCCCUUGCCCGGAUGGCAGUAGAUCUGUAGAGACUCUGUGGCAGCAGUGGUUUAAGGAUUUGUAGAGACGUGGGUUGUUGUCGCUUUCUGUCAGAGUGGAAAAUCGUUGUGAAGACUUGAUCUCUCCCACUCACUCUUAAUGGGUCAGCAUUUACAAAACUCCAAUGGACUUUUUUUUUGGUAAAUGAUAUCAAAAUGAAAAAUAUUAUUUUUGCAAGUCUUUGACUGGUAUAUGUAUUUUUUAGUUUUACAACAUUUUUGUUGCUAUUGUUGUGGCAAUAAUUAAAAUAUAAAAAAUAAAAUCUGGAUCCUGCAAUAAUUUAAGAACUUAAUCCUUGUUAUUAAAACUUAUUUAUGUCCUCUGACUUCUAUCUUUUUUCAAGAUUAAACUGGAAGGUGACAGUUGUUUUUGUCUGUGAAAAAAAUUCUUAUGGAGUUUAGUGGCUGUUGGCCGCUGAAGGAAUGGUGUCGGACAUGUUUUUAGACUUUUUAAGCAAACACACAAUUUGUCACAUGAUGUUUAUUAAAAAGCACAUAGUAUCUGUUUUAUAACUUUAUGUAAAUAUUUAAGCUAUUUUAUGGGCUUCAUGUAUUUUUUUUCUUGAAAUAUGUGGACAUUGUGUAUACAGAAUUUCUAGCUUGAUGCUAUGAUUAAAAUGUUUUCAAUUAGAGUUGACAUAUUGUAUUUUUUUCAGUGUUUUAAAUUAUGUAGUAGAUUUUAGACUAGUUUUGUUUGGCUGUAAGAACAGGAAUUGUGUUGUACAUAUUCCUUUUUUGAUAAUUUCAUACAAACAAUUUUUCUACUGGUACUUACUUCUGUUUCUCUCUUCGACUUUUUGUUGGCAGUAAUUUAUAAGUUCAUAUUAAAAGAGCUGAUUUUAGUUUAAUAAAUUUUGAUAAUAAACCAUGACCAUUAAAAUUUUGAAAUUUAUUCUUUUCUUUACCGCCUGUUUUCAUAAAUUUCUUAAAUGUUCAUAAAAAAAGUGCACCCAAACACAGCCUUGUUUUUUUUUAGGAUAGAUUUAUAAAAUGAAAAAUACUUAAGUUGCAUCAAAACAAAGCUUAGUAAUUUAUUAAUAGAUACAAGUGUUAUGUGUUCAAAUAUUCAAAAGGUUGUCAGAAAUUUUGGUUGCCUUCAUCAAGUUUCAAACACGUGGCUGACGUCACUAGAGAUUUAGUCUUCUUUACAAUCUCUCAAAUGUCAUUUUGUACAUAGAUUUUAUCAUGUCGUUGGGAGCAAAUGUGAAACGUGUAUUUUUGUACAGAUUUCUAUUGCUGGUGCAUUUAUAUUGUCUCAAAAGUGGCAUAUUAACAGCUUUAACAGUCCAAUUUAAAAUAUUUAAAAUAAUGUUGUUUUUUAAGGACGUGUAUACAAAAAAUGGGCAAACAUUUAGAAUUAAAAACCAAAACUACUUAUAGUGGCAGCAUUUAAGGGGCAGUGGGUUGUGUGUGAUAUGAUAUAUUCAUUUACAAUGAAAGAAUAUACAUUUCAUACAGACACAUUUUUGUGUUCUUCCGUUGAAUAUCUCCCUGAAGAUUUCAAUAUCUUGGGGAUCACAAAAAUGAACAGCUUUCCAUAAAUGUUCGCAGGAUACACACAUUAAUAAUUUAAUAACUUACAAGUAGCAGUUUUGAUUAACUUGGAUGUUCACUGUUAAUUGGCCACUUUGAAUUUAAGAGCCUCUGAGGUAUGAAAAUACACGAACAAAAGAUGUAAAUAUUUUUAAUUUUGUUUUCAUGUUAUUUUGUACAAUCCUGGGCCACAUACGAUUUCAUUCAAGUUUAUUUUUAUUCAUGGUUUAAUUUUUGUAGGAAAGUUUAGCUGAUGAGUUUGGUCCAGGUUUUGUCAUAUAUAUAUAUAUGACAGGAUUUUAACUCUUUCUAGUUGAAGAUUUUUUAAGAAUUAUGUUUAAAACAGUUCUUAGCAUAAAUCAAACCACAAUGCAUUUUAUCUUUUAACACAUAUUUUUUAUCAAAUUUCAUUUGGGUACACCACAUUAUGUAAUCAUUCGUAUUUACAGUUCAUUUUUAAUAAAACAAGGAAUACAACAGCAGUUGGCAAAAUUCAACAAUCUUUUCAUUAAAAAAACUUCUCAUUUUUUAAACCUUUGUGUAAAUAUUGUAUAAUGUAUACUUGUAGAUUAAAUGUUGUCAUUUAAACCAUCUUUGUAUCUCAUACAAUGAAGUGUUUAGGAGAAAUGAUGUACUUAAAAUAAAAAUAUUUCUUAAUAAAAGAUGGCUUUUAUCAA
Messenger RNA from Dreissena polymorpha, 5233 nucleotides. RefSeq names its product catenin beta-like. Gene Ontology annotation, molecular function: cadherin binding; alpha-catenin binding; protein phosphatase binding. The transcript is spliced from 16 exons. The record is from RefSeq and is a predicted model, not a curated record. The coding region runs from base 508 to 2970 and encodes 820 amino acids. Lineage: Eukaryota; Metazoa; Mollusca; Bivalvia; Myida; Dreissenidae. Gene Ontology annotation, biological process: cell adhesion; positive regulation of transcription by RNA polymerase II. Gene Ontology annotation, cellular component: catenin complex; adherens junction.